Molecule: messenger RNA, 1867 nt
Organism: Puntigrus tetrazona (Sumatra barb)
Lineage: Eukaryota; Metazoa; Chordata; Actinopteri; Cypriniformes; Cyprinidae
Product: mucin-2-like
Exons: 5
Coding region: 1-1866 (621 amino acids)
Source: RefSeq, a predicted model, not a curated record
AUGUCUCUCACCUCUCUGCUCCUGGCCGAGCUUCUGCUGGUCACCACGGUAACAGCUUCACACUUCUAUGGGGGCUCAAUGACCUUCAACCCAAGAAGGAAUAACGAUGGAUCUUACAAGGUUGAGCUUUACUUCAAGACAACCUACCAUUCCUGUUAUGGAUAUGAUUACUGGUCGUGCAUCUCUGGAGACUGUGGAAAUGAUGUCAGUUCUGUGAUUGGUCAAGUAGAUUCGAGUCCAAAUGGGGACGAUUGGUGUCAGUCUGAGGGAGUGAUAACAAAGAUAGUUUCCACCAACAGCCCAUUCCAGCUCCUCAAAAGUGGUUGCUGCUGGAUCUACAACACUGUCACAAAUUCUGGAGACUGGAGUCUUCUCACUUACAUUGACCUUGGUGUGAGAUCAGACACCUCAGAGCCCAACCGAUCACCAAUAACAACCACCCUACCAUUUGUCAGAGUUCCUCAAAACUGUCCCAGGAGGUACAACCUUUUAGCCUUUGAUCCUGGUGGUGACCAUGCCACAUGCAGAUUUGGACUCAGACAAAACCUGGAGUGUGGAAUCUGCAACCAACCUGCUGGUUUUACAUUGGAUGAGCAUAACUGCUCUUUGUCAUAUUCGCACACAAUGGUCCGUGGAGUUUAUUCUUUUGAGCUGGUGCUAGAGGAUUUCCCCAUUCACAAGAUUGCUUUGUCCUACACCAACCAACCUUCAAAAGAAAAAUUUCCUAUCAGCUUCAUCAGGAAUCAACGUUCUAUUAAUUAUUAUGGAACUGGUGCUAUAAAAGAGUUGGUAAAAACUGAGACAACCACAAUGCAACCUGAGACAACCAUCACAUCACCUAAGACGACCACAACAUCCAAGACAACCACAAUUCCACUUGAGACAACCAAAACUUUGAUUGAGAUAACCACCACAACACUUGAGAAAAUCACAACAUCACCUGAGACAACCACAACACCAUCUGAAACAACCACAACAACCGAAACAACCGCAACACCAACUGAGACAACCACCACACCUGAGGCAACCACAACACCAUCUGAAACAACCACAACUGAGACAACCACAACAACUGAAAUAACCACAACACCAACUGAGACAACCACCACAACAACUGAGACAACCACCACAACCACUGAGACAACCAACACUCCACUUGAAACCACCACAUCUCCACCUGAGACCACCACCACACCAUCUGAAACAACCACAACAACCGAAACAACUGCAACACCAACUGAGACAACCACCACACCUGAGACAACCACAACACCAUCUGAAACAACCACAUCUGAGACAACCACAACAACUGAAACAACCACAACACCAACUGAGACAACCACCAUACUGGAGACAACCUCAACACCACCUGAGACAACCAUAACAUCACUUGAGACAACCACCACACCCGAGAUAAUCACAACAUCACCUGAAGCAAUCACAACAACACCUGAGACAACCACCACAACAACUGAGACAACCUCCACACCCGAGACAAUCACAACAUCACCUGAGACAAUCACAACACCACCUGAGACAACCACCACCACACCUGAAACAAUCACAAUAUCACCUGAGACAACCACCACCACACCUGAAACAAUCACAACACCACCUGAGACAACCACCACCACACCUGAAACAAUCACAAUAUCACCUGAGACAACCACCACCACACCUGAAACAAUCACAACACCACCUGAGACAACCACCACAACACAUGAGACAACCACAAUGAUAGCAACAACAACCAAGUCUGAACUUACUACAACCACAAUAGCCACUACUACACAAACAACAACCACAUUUCCAAUAACAUCCACUGCAGCAACAACAACAACAACUUUUAUUGAAGUAUUGAAGUAGA